AUGCGUUGCCAUUCAUAUUCCGCCGUACACCAAGCCGAAACGGAAAAAGUCAACCACAACAAUGAACACGGCCGGAACAACCACAAGCACCAGCACCACAAAAAGCGACAGCACCACAAAAAGCCACAGCACCACAAAAAGCGACAGCACCACAAAAAGCGACAGCACCACAAAAAGCCACAGCACCACAAAAGGCCACAGCAUUACGAUAAGCCACAGCACCACGAAAAGCAACAACACCACCACAGGGACCACCACAGGGACCACCACAGGGACCACCACAGGGACCACCACAGGGACCACCACAGGGACCACCACAGAGACCACCACAGGGACCACCACAGGGAACACCACAGGGACCACCACAGGGACCCCCACAGGGACCACCACAGGGACCACCACAGGCACCACCACAGGGACCACCACGAAUAG
Molecule: messenger RNA, 432 nt
Organism: Drosophila persimilis
Lineage: Eukaryota; Metazoa; Arthropoda; Insecta; Diptera; Drosophilidae
Product: histidine-rich glycoprotein
Exons: 1
Coding region: 1-432 (143 amino acids)
Source: RefSeq, a predicted model, not a curated record